AGUUAUUAUCGAUAGUUUUAUCUUAUUUCUUGUAAUCCUUAUUUUUGAGAAAUAAAGGAAAGAAUUAUAUUUCAUUAAGUUACGGACGGAAAAUAUAACUGGCUCUCAUAAGCUUAAUAUAAAAUACAAUGGAUGGCUUGGAGGAUGCAUCCCAAAUGGAAAUCAAUCUCUCCAAUACAAACGCGAACUCCCAAAUAGUGUUAAACGAUCUUCGACUUCUCGAGCUAAUCUAUAUGUAUCCGUUUCUAUUCAGCAAAGCGGUACGUCCCCAAAAUGACAAAGACUAUGAGGAAUGGGGCUGGGGGGAAAUAGUGAAGGCAUUCAAUUUAAGUUACGAGGGCUUAGAGCUCUCCGCGCCCUUCUCCGUCGAGGAGCUCCAGUGGCGCUGGUACAACCUGCGGCCCAUAUGCCCGACGCUCGGUAAAGCGUGCGGCCAAAUACCGAGCGCACUUCGGGAUAUAGUUAGCAAAAUAAACCAAAUGAUGAAUGUGAAACCGCCGGCAAACAUCAAGGGUUUGACUUCGACGCAACAGUUUUUACUCGAUCAACUGCCGUUUAUCGAGCAGCUGUCGACGGCGCACCAGCGGCAGUUGGAGGUCGAGGUACUGGACGCCAUAUUCAAGGAAGAGCGCAAGGUGCGUUUAGUUUGCAAGGACCUCGGUAAAAAGGAGCUGGCAAUUGUGCUAAACGAGUACGAUGCCUUCCUAAAGGCGAUACGCGUCAAAGAGCUGCCCGUACAGGUCAGCUCUCGCAGAAGCUCCGCUAGCAGCAACGGCAGCAGCAAACCGGACAGUUCUGCAGCUGCUCGUUCCAGCAAUCUGGUCAUCAGCGAUGUACGCGGCCACAGCGAACCGCAGCCGGAGCCAGCAAACCCGCCCACAUCACCGCUGGUCAUAAAGAAUGAGCCACCGGAUCAGCUUGAAAUAGAGCUGCAGCCGCUGUCAAAACAGUCGCCCGAUAAAGAAGCUGAUCCAAGGCUGCGAUAUGUGCCGCUCAAGAGCGCCAAGUACUAUGUGAAAAAGGUGCAAGUGAGACUGAAGCGCCUGGAUCUCGCCGACUAUAUGCCGCUGUCGUAUGUGAGGAAGACCCGCAACAGAAGCUCCUGACUGCGUUCGGGAGCUAUUCAGUUAAGUUAGUCUUAUAUCAAAUGCACAAUAAGUUUAUUUAAAAAAUACAUUACUAUAAAUUACAACUUA
Molecule: messenger RNA, 1196 nt
Organism: Drosophila virilis
Lineage: Eukaryota; Metazoa; Arthropoda; Insecta; Diptera; Drosophilidae
Gene: Lhr
Product: Lethal hybrid rescue
Molecular function (GO): DNA binding
Source: RefSeq, a predicted model, not a curated record